AUGACAGCUAUACCUGAUGAACAGCUCUUCGUCUAUGGUGAACGCGUCAAAGGGAAGGUUGUGGUAAUCACAGGUGCUUCCAAUGGCAUUGGAAGAGAGACAGCGCUACGCUUUGCAGUCCAUGGCGCCAAAGUUGCCAUAGGAGACUUGGAUGAAGCGGGAGGAAAGAGGACUGUGGGUGAAAUCGAAGCUUCUGGCGGUUCCGCAACCUUCGUACGAACCAACGUCACCAACUGGGACGACCAGGUCGCGCUUUUCGAGCACGCAAUUUCAACGUACGGCGCAGUAGAUAUCGUGGUUCCAAAUGCGGGUGUAGCAGAGUCGCCGCCCGCCGGAUUCGCAACCGUCCAAUUCGACGAGGGCGGAAGGCCGGUUGCGCCUUCGAUGCUUACGAUCGACGUCAAUGUCAAAGGGGCGUGCUACACCGCGCAUUUAGCCCAGCACUACCUGCUACUGAACAGUCAAAAGGGAGAUCUGAAGGCUAUCGUAUUGAUAGGUUCUAUGGCUUCAUGGGUCAAACUACCAUUAGCUGAUCUAUACACCGCAUCAAAGCAUGCAAUGCUGGGUCUCAUGCGGGGAAUGUACGUUCGCAUGGAAUUCCAAGGCAUCAGGAUAGCUUGUGUCCACCCUUGGUUCGCAGACACAGAAAUCCUUCCGACCGCAGUGAAGUUGUUCCUAUCAGGCAUGCCAUUAUCCCCCAUUCCUCGAAUCGCCAAUGCAAUCUUCUACGCGGCAACCGAUCCCGACCCAAACACGAACGGAGCAUCAUGGCUCCUGGCGGACGAUGGACCCGUGGUGUUGUGCCCCAAAGAAGACUUCAAGUUUGGCGUGUAUAGCAUGCUGGAUGAGAGGGUGAAUGCUGUCACUGCGGGACUGAAAGGUAUCCAAUAUUACCGACGUUUGGUGAGCGACCUUUGGCGACUGAGCAGGCCGUUACACAAGUACCUUUAUGCGGCUGUCUUCGCUGGGGUGGCGUGGAGCAGUCGCGAGCAUCUCGCAAUAGUGAUUGACGCAGCUCAGCAAAGGUUGCGAGACCCGCCAGCUGGACUAGCUUAA
This is a messenger RNA of Coprinopsis cinerea okayama7#130, 1056 nucleotides long. RefSeq lists its product as hypothetical. The record is from RefSeq and is a predicted model, not a curated record. Bases 1 to 1056 code for a protein of 351 amino acids. NCBI's taxonomy places the organism in Eukaryota, Fungi, Basidiomycota, Agaricomycetes, Agaricales, Psathyrellaceae. The transcript is spliced from 8 exons.